AUGGCCUGCCCCAUCACGGUCUCCAAGUUCGUCGGCACCGUGUCGCUUGGCCUACUGACUGGUCUCUCUUACUCCACUGCGAGUAUCACCAUUCCCGCCCUCCAACUCCUACCCAAAUCCAGCACCGCUGCCCGCUGCCUCAAUGAAGUCAAGCGCCUCAGUCGCAAGCAGGCCUUGCGAUUCUCCAGUCUGGCCAACACGUGUCUUCUAUUCGCAUACUUUGUAUCACCACCCCGCCGACAGCACCCGUUCCUGAUCUGGAUGUGCGUCGUGUCUACCGCUGGCGCCUACGGUGUGGAUAUUUUUGCCAACCGUCACCUCGGCCUGAAGAACUGGUUUUACAGUACCAUCUACGAUACUACUUGUCUGUCACUCGGCGGCAAUGUUGCUGCAAAGAAGGAAGAAGAUCUCGUCGUUGUUGAGUCCGAGGACGACGUCAAUGGUGAGAGCGUUCGGUUGGAAAUGAAGCAGGAGCGUCGCCUGCAACGCGUUCGUACCUGGCUCACUGGGAUUGCCUUCACCAUGGGCGUGGUGGGUCUUUGGGGUGACAAGAAGUAA
Penicillium oxalicum is the source of this 558-nucleotide messenger RNA. RefSeq lists its product as uncharacterized. The coding region runs from base 1 to 558 and encodes 185 amino acids. Gene Ontology annotation, cellular component: mitochondrion. Gene Ontology annotation, biological process: autophagy of mitochondrion. NCBI's taxonomy places the organism in Eukaryota, Fungi, Ascomycota, Eurotiomycetes, Eurotiales, Aspergillaceae. The transcript has 2 exons. The record is from RefSeq and is a predicted model, not a curated record.